Molecule: messenger RNA, 2970 nt
Organism: Thelazia callipaeda (thelaziosis nematode)
Lineage: Eukaryota; Metazoa; Nematoda; Chromadorea; Rhabditida; Thelaziidae
Source: the annotation of a GenBank genome assembly
AUGGGUGACGAUAAUUCUCUACGCGUUGCAGUAAGAGUAAGGCCACAAUCCGAACGCGAAAAAGCUGAUUUAAAUCGUAUAUGUACAACUGUUUAUCAUAAUGAUUCGCAGAUUAAUAUUGGUGGUCAAAAAAACUUCACAUUUGAUCAUGCUUUUGAUAGCGGAACUCAGCAGCAAAAAAUUUACGAUGAGUGUGUUAAAGGUUUAGUCGAGGGAACUUUUGAUGGUUUCAACGCCACAGUUCUAGCUUAUGGCCAGACUGGUAGUGGGAAAACUUAUACUAUGGGUACUGCAUUUGAUAUGAUGGAUGUAAUGAAUGAAAACGAUAUAGGCAUUGUUCCACGAGCCAUUCAGCAUCUUUUUUCUGAAAUGGAGUCUCGUAAGCAACAAGCAUUAGAACAAGGUUUUGUGGAACCAUGUUUUGAUAUCGUCGCGCAGUUUGUUGAGUUGUACAAUGAAGAAAUAAUCGAUUUAUUAAGCCAUGAGCGAGUACCCACUGGUCUUCGAAUUCAUGAGGAUGUUAAAGGCGAAAUUUUUUUAAAUGGAGUUACACGAAUAGCUGUUACUAAUCCUGUGCAGACAUUGGAAGUUUUGAAAAAUGGUUCAUUGAAUCGAAAAACUGCUUCAACAAAUAUGAAUAAACAGUCUUCUCGUUCGCAUGCCAUAUUCACAAUGAUAAUCAAGCAGCAGAGAACUGUUGCUACUAAGGCUUGUGAUUCCCAAAGAGCACUCGAACAAAAUAACGUAAAUCCUCCACAGGAUGAAGAUUCUACAACUGAAUUGGAACUUCUUAGUGCAAAAUUUCAUUUCGUUGAUUUGGCUGGUUCAGAGCGUUUGAAACGUUCAGGAGCUACUGGUGAUCGUGCAAGAGAAGGCAUUAGCAUCAAUUUUGGGCUGUUGGCACUGGGUAACGUAAUAUGUUCAUUGACUGCCACUCCCGUUCCAGGCAAAGUAACGUAUAUACCAUAUCGAGAUUCAAAGCUGACGCGCCUGCUACAGGAUUCAUUGGGUGGUAACAGUCGAACUGUUAUGAUUGCUUGCAUCAGUCCAUCAGAUUGUGAUUAUGUUGAAACUUUGAACACUCUUAAUUAUGCAAAUCGAGCAAAAAAUAUCAAAAACAAGGUGAUAGCAAAUCAAGACAAGUCAAGCAAAGUUAUUGGUCGUUUGCGCUCUCGUAUAGCCGAACUGGAGGCAGAAUUACUUGAUUUCAGACAGGGACGUAUAAAAAUUUUGGAUGGUAUCGAGUCUUUCAGUGAUCAGUACAGAGAAAACGUUUUGUUACAGGCAGAUGUAAGUCAGUUAAGGAUUCGUAUAAAAGCUAUGCAGGAAACAUUAGAAAUGCUGACAGCUCGAAAUGUUCAACUGCUGGCAGAAAAUAGUGAAAUUCGUGCGCAGAUGGGUAUUUUGCGAGACCAAAAUUGUCAUGAAUCUCAUGGAGAUGUCAGCAUAGAAUCGAAAAAAGAAGGAAAUAAUGGGCUUAGUGACGUCAUACGGGUGUAUAUCGGUGAACUAGAAUCGUUAAGAUGUUCAUUGAUGGAAUCAAAUGCAACAAACGAGCAAUUGCGUCAGCAACUGAAUCACUGGAAAACUCAAGCGACGAAGAACGCUUUCCGAUUACCUCUACAUACUUUGAAUACUAAUAAAGAUGUGGUCAACUGCUCACUGAAUGAUAAUGUGGAAAAGGUCAUUGCAUGUACUCCAGUUACAUCAUUGAUUCAAGAAGCAAAGGCAGAUGUUGAACGUAUGAAACAAAGUAUCACUGAAAGUUCACAUGAGGGCGACAGAACAAAUAGUGAAUUGACAGAUCAUGAAGAUGAUACAAUGAAAACUAGUAUUAUGGUAGUUAACUCCGAUUCUGAUGGUGAUGUUGAGGAACUUAAGGGUAUUGAGGAUGAAGAUCUUGAAGUGGAAAAUGAAGCAGAAGCUGAGUGUCUCAAGCUGGGAGAUGAUCUUGCUGAAUUACAAGCAGAAAUAUCUAUCAAAGAACGCUUAAUUCUAAAAUUAGAGCAUAGCGAGCGCCGUCUUGCGGAGGUUCAACUUAUGUAUCAAAGAAAAAUAGCAGAAUUUUCUUUACGUAUAAAAGAAAUGGAAGCUGAACGUGAUCGAGUGCUGGCUGAAAUGGCAUCAAAACAGCCUCAGAAAGUUGUUGACACAAAUCAUGUUCGUAAAAUACGCGAAGAUUACGAAAAAAAGCUUGCUACAAUGCGAGAUGAAUUUAAGAAAUUGCAAUCUAUUGAACGUGAACAUCGGAAGAUGCAAACUAAGCAAGCUGCAAAAGAAUUAGAACGCUCACGAAUUCUAAGCGAAUUAAAUGAGCUAAAAAAAGCUAAGGUGAAAUUGGGUCCUCGUAUGGCUACACUUUUGCGAAAAAUCAAGGAGGAAAGCAAUCGUGCAAAAUCUCAUGAAACAUCCAUUAUGAAGAAGAUAGCUGGCUUAGAAAAAGAAGCAAGAAGGAAAGAUGAUAUAAUUCAAAAACUGCAGAAUAAAGAUCGUCAACGAGAAGAAGCUUUGAAAAAAUCAUUCAAUGAAGUAGGCCGUUUGCGUCAAUUAUCCCGCCAAGCCAGUCAUAAUUCUGGUCGUAAAAGUGAAAGACAGCGGAAUUUACAUUUGCCUCAAGCUCAACGUCCAACAUCUCGAACAAGUGUGGAAAUGAAGGUCAAAGCAAAAUGGAUGAUAAUUGAGAAGCUUCUUCGUCAAAGAAUCAUACAGCGUCAGACAAUCACCAAACUCGAAAAUGAAUUAGAAAAGGCUGUAACCGAGAAAAAUGCAUUAAAUGAAGAGAUUGGAAGACUAGAGGAAGAUUAUAUAGAAGAAAAAGAUUCUGAUAAAAGAGAUUUGAUUGGUGAACACAUUGAUGGGUGUCAUGCAAAGAUGCUUUACAUCAUGGAACAUCUUUCUGAAUUGCGUAAUACAAUGGCUGGGAUUGACGAAAAUAACAAGGAAACUACUCUUGCUCAAUAUGUUAUAUAA